Candidozyma auris is the source of this 1284-nucleotide messenger RNA. RefSeq names its product Mss51p (gene MSS51). Gene Ontology annotation, biological process: mitochondrial respiratory chain complex IV assembly. NCBI's taxonomy places the organism in Eukaryota, Fungi, Ascomycota, Pichiomycetes, Serinales, Metschnikowiaceae. Gene Ontology annotation, cellular component: extrinsic component of mitochondrial inner membrane. The record is from RefSeq and is a predicted model, not a curated record. Bases 1 to 1284 code for a protein of 427 amino acids. The transcript has a single exon.
AUGUUACUUCGUGUUGCGCACAUCAAGCCUGUUGCAUUUCAGUUGCAAUUGGGGAGCUCUCUACUGCAAACCCGACGCAUCAGCUUUUUGAAGAAGCUUCUUCUGUUGGAUGACUCUAAUGACUCGGAAAUAGACAAGCAUAAGGUGAUCAGGUGGGAUGAGUCUCCAUACGCAGACAUCAGAACAAGGGCAGCAUAUAUAAGGGCCAUGGCAAAAUGCCCUGUUACUCACAAAUCAAUCAACUACGUGUGUCCUAUUUCUGGUAUCCCAACACACCAUGACCGUAAGGCUUGGGAAGAAGAUAAAGAGUAUCACGAGCAGAAAAAAUAUGAGCGUUUGAAGAAGGUGAACUUAUACGAGCAUGAUUUGAGAUCGGGUAGAAAGUUUGACGAAUUCAUUUUCCCCGGUGCUCAGGAGCGUGACUUCACUGUCAGUUUGGAGAAUUGGGACACGUUCUUCUACACUAGAGACUUCAACCCUAUGAAUACCGAAUUUAACUUGGCAGCAGCCACCAAGGUGUUGACUUAUCCAAUAACCAUUGCUGCCAUCUUGCACAGAUUUUCUCCAUACGGAUUAGCUCCUAAGGGACCCGUGACUUUGGAGGGGUUGCGUUCUCUUGCUGCAUUGAGAUACUCAUUAUAUUCCUCGCCCACGAAGAAAGACAAGGAGAUUAGUUUCAAGGACAGACCCAUGAGGAUAUUCCUCGUGGGAGCCAAGAUGGAGGCAAUGUUACCUGGAUACGUGUGGAAGCAGUUCGGAUAUCUCUUCCCUGAGACCAAGUUUGAGUUUCACUUCAUUGGUCCUCAUGCCUACUUUGACGUGGAGGCAAAGGCUUUCAUGCCUUCAAACAGACCACAUGGGAGACCAUUGGUGAGGAAGCACGAUGAACAGAUAACUCUCAUACAUCAUACAAAAUACUUCCAUGAAGUUUACGAUCAAGGUGAUCUUUUCCCUUUUGAUCCUUACUUGGACGUGUUUUUCCUUUUCCAUCCCGGAUUCAAGACUGCCGACGAAAUUCACUGGGACAAGUCCCUCAAGGGCCUUUUGGAAUCUAAGUGCGCGGUAUAUGUCACUGGGUACCACGACGUAGAUAUCGAAAGAGAAAUUGACUGGUUGCAACACCACAGGCUUCAUGACGAGAUGGACAUUCUUAUGAACAAAUCUGGUAACAUAUUUGGAUCUACAAAGAUCGACUUGGUGGACAUCAACCCUACAGAGUCUUUCCAAGCGAAUGACAAGAUUAUGGCUUUCAGAGGCAAGAGAUACCACGCUAUCAGAGCAUGA